GCUGAGCCCCGCCGCCCUGCUCACCGCCCGGCCGCCGCCGGGACCCCCGCGGAGGCUCGGCUCCCCCAGACUGCCCUCGCUGUCGGCGCCCAGGCGCGUGCCCACCAUGCCCGUGGUCGGUGUCCUGCUCUGGGCCACCCUGCUGACUCUGGGCUGGCGGGCUGCCCACCCCAAAGACCACGGCUUCGCUACGCCCAGGGUUCAGCUCUCCUUCAAAGAGCUGAAGGCCACGGGCACAGCACACUUCUUCAACUUCCUCCUCAACUCCAGUGACUACCGCAUCCUGCUGAAGGAUGAGGACCACGACCGCAUGUACGUGGGCAGCAAGGACUACGUCCUCUCGCUGGACCUCCACGACAUCAACCGCGAGCCCCUCAUCAUCCAUUGGCCUGCGUCCCAGCAGAGGAUCGAGGAGUGCAUCCUAUCAGGCAAGAACAGUAAUGGGGAGUGCGGCAACUUCAUCCGCCUGAUCCAGCCCUGGAACCGGACACACCUCUACGUGUGCGGCACUGGCGCCUACAACCCCAUCUGUGCCUUCGUCAACCGCGGGCGCAAAGCCCAGGGGUUCCCGCCGAGCCAGCCGGGAGGCCGGGGAAGCAGAUCCACCGACAGCCCCCUCAGCCCGAGACCAGCACAAAGCAAGGAUUAUAUCUUCUACCUGGAGCCAGACAAGCUGGAGUCGGGCAAGGGGAAGUGUUCCUACGACCCCAAAGUAGACACUGUCUCUGCAUUAAUAAAUGAAGAGCUUUAUGCUGGCGUCUACAUCGACUUCAUGGGCACGGACGCAGCCAUCUUCCGCACCAUGGGCAAGCAGACAGCCAUGAGGACAGACCAGUACAAUUCCCGCUGGCUCAAUGACCCAGCCUUUGUCCGUGCCCAGCUCAUCCCUGACAGCAGCGAGAGGAAUGAUGACAAGCUCUACUUCUUCUUCCGAGAGAAGUCGGCGGAUGCCCCACUGAGUCCUGGGGUCUAUUCCCGCAUCGGGCGCAUCUGCCUGAAUGACGAUGGGGGCCACUGCUGCCUAGUGAACAAGUGGAGCACCUUCCUGAAGGCCCGGCUCGUCUGCUCUGUGCCGGGACCCGAUGGAAUUGAAACGCACUUCGACGAGCUCCAGGACGUCUUCAUCCAGCAGACUCAGGACACCAAGAACCCUGUUAUCUACGCUGUGUUCUCCGCUUCGGGGUCGGUCUUCAAGGGCUCUGCUGUGUGUGUCUACUCGAUGGCUGACAUCCGCAUGGUCUUCAAUGGGCCCUUUGCCCACAAGGAAGGACCCAACUACCAGUGGAUGCCCUACACAGGAAAAAUGCCCUACCCCCGACCAGGCACCUGCCCUGGGGGGACCUUCACCCCAUCCAUGAAGUCGACCAAGGACUACCCUGACGAAGUGAUCAACUUCAUGCGCGCGCACCCGCUGAUGUACCACGCCGUGUACCCCACGCACCGCCAGCCGCUGGUGGUGCGCACCAACGUCAACUACCGCUUCACCACCGUGGCCGUGGACCAGGUGGACGCGGCAGACGGGCGCUAUGAGGUGCUUUUCCUGGGCACAGAUCGGGGCACCGUACAGAAGGUCAUUGUGCUCCCCAGGGAUGACAUGGAGACAGAGGAGCUCAUGCUGGAGGAGAUUGAAGUGUUCAAGGUGCCAGCACCCAUCAAGACGAUGACCAUCUCCUCCAAGAGGCAACAGCUGUAUGUGUCCUCGGCCGUAGGCGUGACCCACCUGGCCCUGCACCGCUGUGACGUGUACGGGGAGGCCUGUGCUGACUGCUGCCUGGCCCGGGACCCCUACUGCGCCUGGGAUGGCAGCGCCUGCACCCGCUACUCCGCCUCCUCCAAGAGGCGGAGCCGGCGGCAGGACGUCCGGCACGGCAACCCCAUCCGGCAGUGCCGCGGCUACAACUCCAACGCUAACAAGAACACGGUGGAGGCCGUGCAGUACGGGGUGGAGGGCAGCACAGCCUUCCUGGAGUGCCAGCCCCGCUCGCCCCAGGCCAGCGUCAAGUGGCUGCUGCAGAAGGACAACAGCGACCGGCGGAAAGAGCUGCGGGUGGAGGGCCGGGUGCUGCGCACGGAGCAGGGCUUGCUGCUGCGCGCCCUCCAGCUCGGCGACAGCGGCCUCUACUCCUGCACCGCCACCGAGAACAACUUCAAGCACACGGUGACCAAGGUGCAGCUCCGCGUCCUCAGCAGCCGCGCCGUCCACACCGUGCUGGUGCAGGCGGAGACCCCCCCCGGCCUGCCGGGCGCCCCCACUCCCCGCUACCAGGACCUGCUGCAGCUCCUCAGCCAGCCUGAAAUGGGACUCCUGGACCAGUACUGCCAGGGCUACUGGCGCCACACGGCCGCCAGCCCCCCGCAGCCGCUGGCUGGCCUCAAAGCCAAGGAGCAGCAGGACCAGAAGAAGCCUCGAAACCGCCGGAAUCACCAGCCAGAGACCUAUGGGCAUACAUGAAACCAUCAUCAGGGACUUUGCUAGCACAGUGGUCUAUUUUUCCCCCCUUUUAAUAUUAAAAAUA
Molecule: messenger RNA, 2516 nt
Organism: Onychostruthus taczanowskii (white-rumped snowfinch)
Lineage: Eukaryota; Metazoa; Chordata; Aves; Passeriformes; Passeridae
Gene: SEMA3F
Product: semaphorin 3F
Exons: 19
Coding region: 107-2452 (781 amino acids)
Biological process (GO): negative regulation of axon extension involved in axon guidance; positive regulation of cell migration; negative chemotaxis
Molecular function (GO): semaphorin receptor binding; chemorepellent activity
Source: RefSeq, a predicted model, not a curated record